Messenger RNA from Chanos chanos (milkfish), 1585 nucleotides. It is a transcript of the gene ruvbl2, whose product is annotated as RuvB-like AAA ATPase 2. The transcript is spliced from 15 exons. Bases 17 to 1408 code for a protein of 463 amino acids. The record is from RefSeq and is a predicted model, not a curated record. Gene Ontology annotation, molecular function: ATP hydrolysis activity; ATP binding; ATP-dependent activity, acting on DNA. NCBI's taxonomy places the organism in Eukaryota, Metazoa, Chordata, Actinopteri, Gonorynchiformes, Chanidae.
CCUCAUUUGAGUGAAGAUGGCAGCGCAGAUGGCAAGUACAAAGGUUCCCGAGGUGCGUGACAUCACCAGGAUAGAGAGAAUUGGUGCGCACUCUCAUAUCCGUGGCCUUGGAUUGGACGAUGCUCUGGAGCCGCGGCAGGUGUCUCAGGGGAUGGUGGGUCAGCUGGCCUCCCGGCGGGCAGCAGGACUGAUCCUAGAGAUGAUUAAAGAUGGACACAUCGCCGGCCGUGCUGUCCUCAUUGCCGGCCAGCCGGGCACAGGGAAGACAGCCAUCGCUAUGGGCAUUGCUCAGUCACUUGGCCCGGACACGCCCUUCACUGCUCUGGCAGGAAGUGAGAUCUUCUCUCUGGAGAUGAGCAAAACGGAGGCACUCAGUCAGGCUUUCCGCAAGGCCAUCGGGGUCAGAAUCAAGGAGGAGACAGAGAUCAUUGAAGGAGAGGUGGUGGAGAUUCAGAUCGACAGGCCGGCCACAGGAACGGGAGCCAAAGUAGGCAAGCUGACUCUGAAGACCACGGAGAUGGAGACCAUCUAUGACCUGGGCAGUAAAAUGAUAGAGAGUUUAAGUAAAGAGAGGAUCCAGGCAGGUGAUGUCAUCACCAUAGACAAAGCUACGGGCAAGAUCAGUAAACUGGGCCGCUCCUUCACACGAGCCCGAGAUUACGACGCCAUGGGGGCACAGACGCAGUUCGUGCAGUGUCCAGAGGGGGAGCUGCAGAAGCGUAAGGAGGUGGUCCACACCGUCUCUCUUCAUGAGAUCGACGUCAUUAACAGUCGCACACAGGGUUUCCUGGCCCUGUUCUCAGGAGACACCGGAGAGAUAAAGUCGGAGGUGCGGGAGCAGAUCAAUGCGAAGGUGUCGGAGUGGAGAGAGGAGGGAAAGGCAGAGAUUAUACCUGGGGUUUUGUUUAUAGAUGAAGUUCAUAUGUUGGACAUCGAGUGUUUCUCCUUCCUGAACCGUGCCUUGGAGAGUGACCUUUCACCUGUUCUCAUUAUGGCCACCAACCGAGGCAUCACCAGGAUCAGAGGCACCAACUACCAGUCUCCUCACGGCAUCCCCAUCGACAUGCUGGACCGCCUGCUCAUCAUCGCCACCUCACCCUACACCGAGAAAGAGACCAGGCAGAUCCUAAAGAUCAGGUGUGAGGAAGAGGAUGUGGAGCUGAGUGAGGAAGCUCAUACAGUCUUGACGCGUAUCGGGCAGGAAACAUCGCUACGUUACGCCAUCCAGCUCAUCAGCACGGCCGGACUGGUGUGCCGCAAACGCAGGGGUACGGAGGUGCAGGUGGAGGAUAUAAAGAGAGUCUACUCCCUGUUCCUGGAUGAGCAGCGCUCCUCUCAGUACAUGAAGGAGUACCAGGACUCCUUCCUCUUCAACGAAGCACAAACCGCUCAGAUGGACACGUCAUAACGAAGAGAUCUGGACGAGGUGGUGUUCUAGCGUUUUCUCCGCCGGUUGCCCUGUUUCUGUGGCCUACAAACUCAGCGUGGCUGUGAAAAGCAUUCCCGCGGUGUUACUCAUUCUCCUUAUGUUUCCCCCUCAAAAUGUAUCAUUUAAAUGGAAUUCGUGUACAUUAAAUUUAUUUUU